Aspergillus piperis CBS 112811 is the source of this 654-nucleotide messenger RNA. RefSeq lists its product as uncharacterized. The transcript has a single exon. The record is from RefSeq and is a predicted model, not a curated record. NCBI's taxonomy places the organism in Eukaryota, Fungi, Ascomycota, Eurotiomycetes, Eurotiales, Aspergillaceae. Bases 66 to 512 code for a protein of 148 amino acids.
CGAACGGUGAGACUACCGAAUUAUAUCGAUGUGAAGUUAUCUCCCACCCUGUCAAUUUCCUGGAGAUGGUAAAUAAGAGCUGUGUCCGUAUGAUGCGAUCGUAUUGUAGCCGGGUUCAAGCAUCCAAAUGGACGUUGAUCCACCGUACAUGGAGGCUCAAUCUACACACGGAUUAUGAGCACGUUCUGCACCAGUGCAUUCUGGAUGGCAAUGUCAGGAGUCUCCAGGUGCGGCUGAAUCUGCCCACCGUGAGACUUUGCGUGCUGAGCAUCGACGGAGGCGGCCCCCGUGGGGUGAUUCCCUUGAAAAUCUGGAGCUGCUCCAAGAGGCUGUGGGACCGAGCUCCCGAGUCUGAAAUUGCCUGCCCACUACAUCGGUACGUUGUUUUCGUGGUGUUUGAUUGGAGUGGUACCCGUAGUAACCAGGUUCUUUGUCUCGCGAUUCGAUCGAAAAUACUGUUGCACCUCGUCCACGUGUGUCGGGCUGAUUCGUCCGUCUUAGACACCACAUAGAUCAAGCUGAGAGCCUUCUGGGCAGCUAUCAACAGCUGGAUAUCGACUUCUAAAGUAAGGUGGACAAAGAGGGCCACAAGAGCCUUUACCAGAUUUUCCCGAGCGCGCCACCAAGUGACACCCUGGUAACUUCCAAUGCCGU